This is a messenger RNA of Dendroctonus ponderosae (mountain pine beetle), 2980 nucleotides long. RefSeq lists its product as uncharacterized. The record is from RefSeq and is a predicted model, not a curated record. NCBI's taxonomy places the organism in Eukaryota, Metazoa, Arthropoda, Insecta, Coleoptera, Curculionidae.
GGGCCAUUACCUGAGCAAUCUAUUAUCAUUCCCAAAUCUGCACAGCUACUAUGCUUAACAAAAUUUUAUUAAUCUUGAUGUUGUGUCUCGGUUACCAGAUCAGUCUGGCUACAUGUGAAGAGACAGUGGAAAUAACAAUUCCUGACGGAACGAUCCGUGGGCAGGUGAAUAAUACCGUUAGAGAAAAUGUUACUUUUUACAGCUUUCGAGGAAUUCCUUAUGCUAAGCCUCCAGUGGGCAACUUGAGAUUUGCGAGCCCAGUGAAAAAUUCUGCUUGGAGCGGAGUGUACAAUGCGACGUACGAUAGAAGCGAGUGCUACCAGAAUUCUGAUGGCUUCUUGGGAUUUACCUUUGCUGGCCAGGAAGACUGUCUGUACAUUAAUGUGUACACACCAGAUAUCAACGCAUCCGGCCUACCAGUUCUCGUUUGGAUACAUGGGGGAAGCUUCCUUCUGUCUAACAGCAGCUAUGCUCAGUUUGCUCCCGAUUUCUUCUUGGAGCAAGAUUUAGUGUUUGUGUCUUUCAAUUAUCGAAUGGGUGUAUUCGGUUUUCUAAGUACGGAAGACGAAGCCUGUCCAGAGAACUGGGGGAUCAAAAAUCAACUUCUGGCCCUCCGAUGGGUCCAGGAGAACGUGGCAUACUUUGGGGGCGAUCCCAAAAAUGUAACAAUCUCCGGAGAAAGCGCCGAAUCGGUUUCCGUUAAUUUAUUGUCGCAAACCAACAUUUUUUGUGAUUUUCUCGCUUUAUACGAGAUUCCUAUAAAGAAAAACUGGCUAGAAAUUGAGCAUUGUUUCCAAAUCUUCGGCAGAUCGAAGUUGAUUUCCAUGCCCUCGCUAGCGCAGCAGCUGAAAGCAGAAAAUUUUAAAAUAUUAUAUUGUGUAUUCGGCUUUCUAAGUACCGAAGACGAAGCCUGCCCAGGUAACUGGGGGAUCAAAGACCAACUUCUAGCACUCCAAUGGGUCCAAGACAAUGUGGCAUACUUUGGAGGCGAUCCCAACAAUGUAACCAUAUCAGGAGAAAGCGCCGGAUCGGUUUCCGUUCAUUUAUUGUUGCACACCAACCGCACUACAGGCCUGUUCCAGAGGGCGAUUAUGUGCAGUGGAACGUCGUUGAAUCUUUGGGGAUUGAACACUAGGGCGGCUUCAACUGCCACCUUACUUGGUGUCAACUUGGGCAUUAUUACAACCAACACCACAUUUGUGUCUGCCGAUCAAUUCAACCGGCCAAUCAGAAAGGCGGCCAGUUUGAUGGCCAAUUACACCACCGUUUACUUCUAUGAGUUUGGGUAUCAGGGAACGGUUUCAGCAGAUGGAGAUCGAGAGUACGAAGGUACUGGCCAUGCAGAAGACCUCAGCUACUACUUUGUGGCUGAUUCCAACUAUACAGCAACUGACCUGAAAGUGUCGGAGACGAUGGUUCUUUUGUGGUCGAACUUUGCAAAAUAUGGAAAUCCUACUCCUCAAGAAGACGAAAAGUUCAACAACACUAUAUGGGAGCCGAUCGAUUCCACUGACUCUGAUCUGAUCUAUCUUUCCUUCAACGAGUCCAUCGUGAUGGCCACCAACCCGAAAGAGGCUGAUUGGAAGUAUUAUGAGCGAGUGUAUGCCAAGUAUGGGGACGAUUCCGAUGAAAUUACCACUUAUGCAAACUAUUAUCAUUCCCAAACCUGCACGGCUAGUAUGUCUAAACAAACUUUAUUAAUCUUGGUGUUGUGUCUCGGUUACCAGAUUAAUCUGGCUACAUGUGAAGAGACAGUGGAAUUAACAAUUCCUGAUGGAACCAUCCGUGGACAGGUGAAUAGUACCGUUAGAGAAAAUGUUACUUUCUACAGCUUUCGAGGAAUUCCUUAUGCUCAACCUCCAGUGGGCAACUUGAGAUUUGCGAGCCCAGUGAAAAAUUCUGCUUGGAGCGGAGUAUACAAUGCGACGUACGAUAGAAGCGAGUGCUACCAAAAUGCUGAUGGCUACUUGGGAUUUACCUUUGCUGGCCAGGAAGACUGUCUGUACAUUAAUGUGUACACACCAGAUGUGAAUGCAACCGGCCUUCCAGUUCUGGUUUGGAUACAUGGGGGAACUUUCCUUCUGUAUAACAGCAGCUAUGCUAAGUUUGCUCCUGAUUUCUUUUUGGAGCAGGAUUUAGUGUUUGUAUCCUUCAAUUAUCGAAUGGGUGUAUUCGGCUUUCUAAGUACCGAAGACGAAGCCUGCCCAGGCAACUGGGGGAUCAAAGACCAACUUCUUGCACUCCAAUGGGUCCAGGACAAUGUGGCAUACUUUGGAGGCGAUCCCAACAAUGUAACCAUUUCAGGAGAAAGCGCCGGAUCGGUUUCCGUUCAUUUACUGUUGCAAACCAACCGUACUACUGGCCUGUUCCAGAGGGCGAUUAUGUGCAGUGGAACGUCGUUGAAUCUUUGGGGAUUGAACACUAGGGCGGCUUCAACUGCCACCUUACUUGGUGUCAACUUGGGCAUUAUUACAACCAACACCACAUUUGUGUCUGCCGAUCAAUUCAACCGGCCAAUCAGAAAGGCGGCCAGUUUGAUGGCCAAUUACACCACCGUUUACUUCUAUGAGUUUGGGUAUCAGGGAACGGUUUCAGCAGAUGGAGAUCGAGAGUACGAAGGUACUGGCCAUGCAGAAGACCUCAGCUACUACUUUGUGGCUGAUUCCAACUAUACAGCAACUGACCUGAAAGUGUCGGAGACGAUGGUUCUUUUGUGGUCAAACUUUGCAAAAUAUGGAAAUCCUACUCCUGAAGAAGACGAAAAGUUCAACAACACCAUAUGGGAGCCGAUCGAUUCCACUGACUCUGAUCUGAUCUAUCUUUCCUUCAACGAGUCCAUCGUGAUGGCCACCAACCCGAAACAGGCUGAUUGGGAGUAUUAUGAGCGAGUGUAUGCCAAGUAUGGGGACGAUUCCGAUGAAAUUACGACUUAUUAGAUAAGGCAAUAAUGUUUAGUUAAUAAAAGCUAUUUUUUAACUCA